Drosophila takahashii is the source of this 730-nucleotide messenger RNA. RefSeq names its product membrane-associated progesterone receptor component 1. The record is from RefSeq and is a predicted model, not a curated record. Lineage: Eukaryota; Metazoa; Arthropoda; Insecta; Diptera; Drosophilidae. Gene Ontology annotation, cellular component: membrane; endomembrane system.
UAAAAUUGUUAGACACACUCUUGAAAAUAUAUAAACAGUUCUUCGUUUUUUGUUCAUUCCAGAAUCUAUAGAUCUCAGAUUUCCAGGAUGGCGACGAGUUCCAAGGAUAUGGACCAGAGCACAAACUGGUACUCUAGCAUCUACAACUCCAUUAAACAGACGCCCCUCAAUGUUACCCUUGCGAUUAUAUCGACCAUCGUCUUCUACAAGGUCGUCAGACUUACCAGGAGGUGUCGUCGUAAUCGUGGGAAUACAGAGGACAAGGAACUAGAUCCCAUUGAUUUGGUGAAGGAUACAAAGCUUCCAGCUCUACGGAAGGACUUUACGGUCACCGAACUUCGCGAGUACGACGGAACCCGCGAGGAUGGUCGCAUUCUGGUGGCCAUCAACUUUCAUAUCUACGAUGUUUCGCGAUCUGUGCACUAUUAUGGAAGAGAUGGCGUUUAUCCGAACUAUGCCGGACGGGAUAUUUCCCGAAACUUGAUCAAUUUUUCGGUGGAUUUCAGCCAGAGCGAGGCAUUCGAUGAUCUGAGUGACCUCUCGAUCAGCCAAAUGAAUACCUUGCGGGAGUGGGAUCAGCAGUACAGUGAGAAAUACCCUUUGGUUGGAAGACUUUUGAGCCCAGGAGAGCUUGCCAUUAACUAUAACGACGAGGAAGAUGUGGAGUCGGAGCCAGAGGAUCAGCAAGUGCAUGAAUAAAAAUGUCUUGCGUUUCAAUUGUGUGAAAUUA